Molecule: messenger RNA, 396 nt
Organism: Argiope bruennichi
Lineage: Eukaryota; Metazoa; Arthropoda; Arachnida; Araneae; Araneidae
Exons: 1
Coding region: 1-396 (131 amino acids)
Source: RefSeq, a predicted model, not a curated record
AUGAUAGUUGGAAAUUUAAAACUAUACACAUCCAUAGAAACUGUGAUGGCUAAUGACGUUAAUACUGCCUAUCCCGUUGUAUUUCUCGACUCCUCAGAGUUAACAGGUGUAUCGUCGCAUAAGCUGGAGCUUAACUUUGGCGUUCUAGCUCUGCUGAUGCAAAGUCUUGAUGCACAAAGACUGUGCAACAGCAGCAGGCUUCGUAUCAGAGAGCUUGGCAGUGAUAUUAUAAAAGCUGCCGUAAUUACAGGAGAUGCUAAAGGGGACAGUGUUUUAAUUCCCCGCAUAUCUGUUAUUCCAAACAUCUUGCCAUUUUGUUUCAAGAGGUUGCAAUUUCCCUUAAAAUUGGCUUUUACAUUGACGAUCAAUAAAUCCCAGGGCCAAACCAGGGCUUAA